Molecule: messenger RNA, 2320 nt
Organism: Boeremia exigua
Lineage: Eukaryota; Fungi; Ascomycota; Dothideomycetes; Pleosporales; Didymellaceae
Product: fungal-specific transcription factor domain-containing protein
Exons: 4
Coding region: 58-2295 (745 amino acids)
Biological process (GO): regulation of DNA-templated transcription; DNA-templated transcription
Molecular function (GO): DNA binding; DNA-binding transcription factor activity, RNA polymerase II-specific; zinc ion binding
Source: RefSeq, a predicted model, not a curated record
ACAUCGACUGCGUCCCCGAUCCUUCAUCUCCCUGCGACGGCUUCGAAUUGAUUUUACAUGGACGGCAACACUGAUGCCACCACGGCUGGAGAUACUCCAGCUGUGGGGCGUGUGCGGAAACGUGCACCUGAGGCGUGCACAUUCUGUCGCCGACGAAAGAUCAAAUGUAGCACUGAACGCCCAACAUGUGCAAACUGCAAAACCCAUGGCAUGACCUGCAACUAUGAACCUAUCGAUGAUGCUGUUCGUGCGCGGACUGCUCGCCCAAGCAAGGUGGCCAGGAGAGAAAUCACAACUGAACAUGCUGCCACAGCCCCUGAGCCCAGAGCAAAAUCUGUGUCUGACGACCUUCACACUCGCUCAAAUGUGGACUCCGCAAGCCGGGCGAAUAGUGUGUCCCGCAUUGUUGUUUCUUCAAACGGUGUGCCCAGCUAUCAUGGCCGCACGAGUACCUUGUUCGAGGAAAACUAUCAAGACCGCUCAACUCCGGAAGCCAACACCAGGAUGCCCGAAGAAUGGGUCGAGAAAGGACUGAUAGCCGAAGCCGCCUGCCAGCGUCAACUAGAAGACGUCAAUUUGCGUCUCGGGAAACUCGACUUCGAUGGCGUAGAACCAGAGCUCGGCCAGCAUCUGUUGUCACUGCACUGGAAUCGCCAGCACCACUCGUUUCUCAUCACGUAUCGCCCGGCGUUCAUGCGCGACAUGGCAUGCAAAGGUCCCAACUUCUCCAAGCUGCUGCUGAAUGCCAUCUUCUUCAGUGCGUCGAAAUUUAGUCCGCGGCGCGAGCUGCGGCGUGACGCAGACGAUGUGCGGACUGCUGGCUGGAAGUUCCGCGAACGUGUCAGGGGGCUUUUAGGUGGCGCCUUAGACAAGAGCGAUAUCACUACCAUCCAAGCGUUGCUGAUCAUGUGCAACUCGUUGUUCGCCUUAGGAGAUGAGCGUAGCGCGGCGUGGCUGUACGCUGGCCUGGCCUUUCGUAUGAUUGUUGACUUGGGUAUUCAUGUUGAUAAGGCGGGGCUGACUACUCAUCGCAAGUUCUCAGAUGAAGACCUGGAAAUCCGAAGACGUGUUUUCUGGGCCGCAUUUGUGGUGGAUAAGAUUCAGAGUCUGUAUCAAGGCCGACCAGUCACUCUUAAAGAGGCUGACACGUUGGUACCCAUCAAGUUCUUGGACACCUACGAGGAGCUUGAACACUGGACGCCUCAAGCCUAUCUGACCCAAUCGGACGUAACAUAUUCUGGGUCGCCAGCGUAUAGUAUCUCAACCUUCAAACAUCUGUGUAAGUUGUCGCUUGUCUUGAGCGAUAUCCUCAGUACCAUCUACACGGAACGCAGUUCAGACAAGAGCUCAGCCGAGCUAUCCACCAAAUUAGAAAGUAUUCAUGCUACACUGCAAGCUUGGUAUCGAGAUCUGCCGGCUCAUUUGGCUGACCUAGGGCAACUACCGACAACACCGCCACCAAACGUGUUGAGUCUACUCGCCAUGUAUCAUGUGCUUGUAAUCCUUCUGCACCAUCCUUUCGUGGCGGACGGACACCUUUACAGUACUUCUCGCAGUAUUUCGGUAAACUCGUUGAAAUGUUGCGCCACAGCAGCAAACGAUAUCGUGCACCUUCUCAGAGUCUUCGACAAAGCUUUCAGCGUACGAAGAGCCCCGUAUCUCAUAUCGUAUGCUACAUAUGUUGCUGCCACUAUUCACGUUCGCAUUGCAGCGAAGCGCGGUCCGGGAUCAGACGCUCACAGCAGUCUUGCUGCCUGUCUCGCAGUGUUCCGCGAGAACCAAGAGACCAAUCCAGCUGUGCGACGCGCUAAUGCCCUUGUUCAAAAUCUCAUGAAGAGACUCGGCGUACAAAUGCACAGUAUCGAUGAUUGUCAGAUUCAUAAAGACCGCAGCAGCGGUAGCCAGCGCCAAUCUCCGGAGGCAGUCUCGAGCGCAGCAACGGGACGCGGCCCCAGCUUGCAAGGGCUCGAUCUUGACGGGAUCAUUCAGAGCUUCGUACGGGAGCAGGAGAAUGCGCAAAUCACGCAAGUGGGUACGCCGGAACAUUCUACAAUGAAUACGCCGACACUCAUGGCGCCGCCACGACCUACAGCAGUAGCCGGCAGCAUGCUGGAUGCUGCGGGACCCGACGUUAAUUCCCUCAACUAUGACUACAACGGGCAAUGGCUAGCUCAUGGUCAGCACCAGAUGUAUGGAGAUGUCUCAGUGCCUGUUGAUGAUCUCUACUAUGGCUUCAAUAGCGCAGCUCUAGACAGCAUCCCGAUCACGCCUUUCCUCGAGUGGAACACAAUGUAAACGCCGAUUGAAUAUCCUCGGCGAU